Messenger RNA from Cercocebus atys (sooty mangabey), 3522 nucleotides. RefSeq names its product Ly6/neurotoxin 1 (gene LYNX1). The coding region runs from base 2958 to 3251 and encodes 97 amino acids. The transcript has 3 exons. Gene Ontology annotation, molecular function: acetylcholine receptor inhibitor activity. NCBI's taxonomy places the organism in Eukaryota, Metazoa, Chordata, Mammalia, Primates, Cercopithecidae. The record is from RefSeq and is a predicted model, not a curated record.
ACUGUGGCCCUGAGCACUGUAUAGCAGCCCUGCAAUGGGAGCCAUUAUCUUGUCCCUUUGACAGAGGAGGAAACUAAGGCACAGGGAGGUGAAGUAGCUGCCCCCAGUAGUGCCUCCUCGCUUACUCACCACCCCCUGUACCACAGUGCAGCCGCUUCUCCCACCAGCUGGGGUUCCUUGGGCCCCCAAGCCUGGGAAGGGGGAGGUGAGUUUACAAAGUGGAGAACUUAAAAGGAGAAAAGCGGAACCAGAGGUUUGAGAAGCCCUGAGUGGUAGAGUAAGGCCUCCAGCGCUGCCUCUGGGUGCAGGGCAGAGUGGCACAGUGAAGGGGGAGAGGCACGGGGCACCGUGGGGGCCCAAUUCCUACUUUGGGGAUCUCUCUGACAGAGCCGAGGGUCCCCUUCGUGGGGGUAGAUGCCCAGGGCUAGCCGUUCCCACUGUCUGUGUGGACCUGAGUCCUGGACAUUCCCGAGUGACUCAGGAGCGGCUGCUUGGGCGGGCUCGGGCACCCCAGGAUGUUAUACAUUCUGGGAACUGGACAGGAGCGGCUGCUUGGGCGGGCUCGGGCACCCCAGGAUGUUAUACAUUCUGGGAACUGGACAGGAGCGGCUGCUUGGGCGGGCUCGGGCACCCCAGGAUGUUAUACAUUCUGGGAACUGGACAGGAGCGGCUGCUUGGGCGGGCUCUGGCAUCCUAGGAACAUUCUGGGAACUGGAAUCAGUCACUAAAGAAAUUGUAGCUGUAGGUGGUGACCCUGGGGUGGGACCUGGGGACAUGGCUGGGUCAGCAUGGGGACACCUGGCUCCAGCAGGGGCUCUGGUCUGUCCUGGGGUCUUUGGGGCCAGGGCUGCGGCCCUGGGCAGGCUUCCUCCAGGCAGAGGUCCUGGGGAAGUGGGGGAGCCAGGCCGGCUGCCGCCUCCCUCCCUGUGUAGCCUCUAAUUUGUCAUCUCCCAUGAAGGCGAUUUGGUUCAUAAUUCUGAAACUCUGAAGAAAGUCGAAAGAAGCAGAGAGGCCCUCGGUGGAUACGCCGAGCUUUUCUGCCGGUGCUUUGUCCCACUACUCUGGGUGGCCUGUGCUCCUCUUCGAGCCUCAGUUCGCGGGGAGGGCCUGAAUCUGCCAGCUCCUCUCAGGAUCUCCUUCUCUCUGGGCCCUCCCCAGCCUUAAGGAGCCUCCCAGACAGAAGGGUGGACAGAGCCACCUGGGCAGCCCAAGAGACACGCGGGAGUCCUCCUGUGGACAGCCCUGCCAGCUUCCGCCCAGCCCCAAGCUUCAUUUGCAUCUUGAGGAGUAAGGGGUGGUGAAAUGGGAAUGCUGGUCUGACUCAGCUGGUCGUGGGCAUAAGUGCCGGCUGGAUGGAUGGCAUCUCUUCCUCCUGUCUUAUGUCCUGGGGUCCAGGUGCUUCCCAGGGCCAUGCCCCUGCUGCUAUUGCUUGCCCUAACCCUCACCCUAACCAGGACAUAGACUUCCACCCGCAGGCCACUCUCUCCCUGGCCCACCAUGUACCCAGCACCCAGGAGAGCUCCAGUGUUGUCUCACCAAGCCAUGAAUAAAUCAACAGAUUCACGUUGUCUGUGCUUCUCUCCAGCCCCACUGCCUUGGCCUGAGCUCAGGCCUCGCCUUUCCAGCCUGGCUGGGCUGGCACUCCAGGCUCCAUGCAACCACACUCCCAUCUACCCUACCUGGUCCAGGCCCUGGGCUUUUCUUGCCUCCAGGCCUGACCUGUCCUUGGAGCCAGGCACAGGGAGGGAGACAGGCAGGGCUCCUGGGGCUUGCUGAGAAUUGCCCCCAGUUCCGUGGGAGAGAGGCCAGCACCCCCGAGGGGCAGACAAGCCCCUGGGGAAGGCUAGGGGUGCAGAGUAAGGGAGGCGAGAACCCCCCAGGACCCCAUCCCACCAUCUCUGAUUUCUCAGGCUACCUGGUUCCUGACCCCAGCUUCUCGACUGCCCCAGGAAGGAGGACCUGCAUCUGCCAGCCCCUCUCUCAGGAUCUCCCUUCUCCUGGGCCCACCUCCCAGCCAUAAGGAGCCCCCUAGACAGAGGGGUGGACAGAAGCCAUGUGGGCAGCCCAAGAGACACACAGGGGUCCCCGGGUUGGCAGGGCUAACUGGUUACGGACAGGUCCUUUGGGGCCCCAGCCCCUCACCAGCCUCUGGAGGAACAGCCGAUGGCUCCCGCUCUCCAGGGUGUCCCUCCUGGGCUCUUACCUUAUCCUUGGGGCCCCUUUUAGUACCAAGGGCCUUUCUGUCCCCCGACUCCUGUGCACAGAUCCUGGAGCAUCAGUCACAGCAUGACAAUGGCCGUGGUUCCUUGUUCAAAUGACAGACGACGGAGAGGCGGCUCACAGCCACGCUCCCUCUGCGCUCUCCCAGCCCUGGGGGGGUCAGGAUGGGAAAGUUCUGACUUCUUUGGAGGAGGUCUUGUCAUUGAACUCACUCUAGGGUGGGAGUACGGGUGAAGACCUCUGGCUUACACCCAGCCCUGAGCUUCAUGUGCAUUUUGAGGUGUAAGGGGUGGGCUGGGUGCUGGUGCCUGAGGCCCUCCCUCCUUCCCACCAGACCUUCCUUCCCAGCUGCUGAGGGAGACCGGCCUAUGGCCGUCGCCUGCCUGGUGCCAGGCCUUCCUUCCCAGCUGCUGAGGGAGAGUGGCCUGUGGCCGUCGCCUGCCUGUUGCCAGGCCAUUUUAUGGGAUCCUCAGUCCUGUCAACCAGGGCUGUCCUGCUUUACCGACAAGAAGAGAUCGCUCAUGAGAUUACACAGGCCCGCCUGGAGGCCUAACCAGCAAGCUUUGGGGCCAGGUUGGCCCCUAUCGCCUGGACCCCAGCCCGGCUCCUUGGCUGAGCCCAGCUGCCCGGUGACUCAGACCCACAGAGUCUGCUGAGCGGGCAAGGGCCAGGGCGGGGUGCCAGCAGGUAUAAGGCAGCCGGCCAGGGUGCUGACAGCCCGACCUCACCAGGAGAACAUGCAGUUCCACACUGGGCUCCUGCUGGCCGCCGUCCUGAGCCUACAGUUGGCUGCAGCCCAAGCCUUGUGGUGUCACCAGUGCACGGGCUUCGGAGGGUGCUCCCGUGGAUCCAGAUGCCCAAGGGACUCCACUCACUGCGUCACUACUGCCACCCGGGUCCUCAGCAACAUCGAGAACUUGCCUCUGGUCACCAAGAUGUGCCACACGGGCUGCCCCGAUAUCCCCAGCCUGGGCCUGGGCCCCUACGUAUCCAUUGCUUGCUGCCAGACCAGCCUCUGCAACCAUGACUGACGACUGCCCUCCCCCAGGCCCCGGGACACUCAGCCCCCACAGCCCUCACGGCCUGGCGCCAGGGCUCACGGCCGCCCCUCCCUCGAGCCUGGCCAGCCCACAUCUCCCGGCCUCUGCAGCCACCAUCCAGCAUCACUUGUCCUCGGGAAGUCCUGUGUGGAGUCUUGUCUAAAUCUGCUGCUGUCCAAGCCUGGGGCCCGUCGUGCCUGCCACCCCUUCAGUUCCCAACCUCCCCCAAAUAAAAUAUGAUUGGAUCAUGUGGCACAAGCUA